UUUUGGGUGUCCUAAGACGUUUGUGCAUGUUGUUUGAUGAGCUGGUAGCCACAGCUAAAUUCCUUUGUUUUCUUUCUCAGCUCUACCAUGGUGGGGGCGUGUGUGUGUGUGUAAAAGGGCUUGAUGGUACCCCACAGAGAGGAAUUCCCAAGUACUCCUUCCUGGGUUCAAAGAUUUUUUUUUUUUUUUGCAUUUGGGUGGUGGCAGUGUUUACCAAGCCAACAUUGGAGAGAAUGUGAAACCUUGGGAGUUUAAUACAAGCCUUAAGCCUUAAUGCAAGUAUUAAUAUUUAAAAUCGUUACAGGCCCCACUUCUGCACUUGGAGUGACAGAGUUGGGAUUCACUCUUGACAGGAACAAUGAUGAAUAACCAGUAUUGACAAUCAUGUUUCCUGCUGAUGCCUAUUAAGGUUUCCCAGACCAUGACGUGUAGGAAUUAUUGAUUCCAAGAGCCCCAUAAAAUACGGAAUUGGCAUUAGAGGGGUCUGCUGUUCAUAAUUCAUUUCUCUGAAUAUUGAAAAUGUCAGUGAUGAGUCUGGGAUCUUCAUGGCCAUGGCUCUGGAUCUCUAUGUGGCCAUCUGCCAUCCCCUGAGACAUUCCACCAUCCUGACAAACUCCGUGGUGGCCAAGAUUGGACUGGCCGUGAUGCUGAGAAGUGGAAUGGUCAUACUGCCAUAUCCCUUCCUGUUGAGGCAGUGGCCAUAUUGCAGAACCAACAUCAUCCCCCAGCCGUACUGUGCACAUAUAGCCGUGGUGAAGCUGGCCUGUGCCGACAUCCGCAUCAGUAGUUACUACGGCCUUUUUGUGGUAUUGUGUGUGAUUGGUCUGGAUGUGAUUUUUAUUGCCCUGUCAUACAUCCAGAUCCUCAGAGCCAUAUUCAGCCUCCCCACAAAGGAUGCCCGGCUCAAGACUUUUGGGACCUGCAUCUCCCACCUCUGUGCCAUCUUAGCCUUUUACAUCCCAAGUCUCUUCCUCUCCCUCAUGUACCGGUUUGGCCAGAAUGUGCCCCUGCAUUUCCACAUUCUCAUUGCCAACGUUUACCUCUUGAUGCCCCCCAUGCUAAAUCCCAUCAUCUACGGAGUGGGGACCAAACAGAUCCGGGACAGGCUGCUCCGGCUCUUUACUCAUAACAGAACCUAA
Messenger RNA from Chelonia mydas (Green sea turtle), 1139 nucleotides. RefSeq names its product olfactory receptor 52R1-like. Lineage: Eukaryota; Metazoa; Chordata; Testudines; Cheloniidae. Gene Ontology annotation, molecular function: olfactory receptor activity. Gene Ontology annotation, cellular component: membrane. The transcript has a single exon. The coding region runs from base 546 to 1139 and encodes 197 amino acids. The record is from RefSeq and is a predicted model, not a curated record. Gene Ontology annotation, biological process: G protein-coupled receptor signaling pathway.